AUGGAUAAGAAGCCGUCACGCUUGAAGAUUUUGGAAAAAUUGAGACCAGAUUAUUGGGGUUACGGAGGUGAGACUAUGGCGCAGGCCAUCUUGGCCACGGUCAUGGCACCUCAUACAGCAAGGGGUACACCAAAGGUUUUGAGCAGAAAGGAUAUGGGGACUACGGAAGCCACAAAUAUGGUGGAUGGGGAAGUUACGCCAAGGGACAUGAGCAAGGGUCGCAUUACGGUUCUACGUACGGUGACGAUCAUGGCCAUGGCGAUCAUGGUCAUGAACACGAACAUCACGGCUUUGAGUACGGUCACGAGCCAUUCCAUCAUCAUCAUGGUGAUCACGGUCACGAUCACCAUCAUGGCUACGACUGGCCCUACAACGGGCAUCACGGAGACCACUUCGGUCACUACUAGAGAAUGUCGUGAUAGUGGAUGUGCCAUCUCCGGUGUGAUCCAAGAUGACAUCACAUUGUAG
Molecule: messenger RNA, 468 nt
Organism: Ostertagia ostertagi
Lineage: Eukaryota; Metazoa; Nematoda; Chromadorea; Rhabditida; Trichostrongylidae
Source: the annotation of a GenBank genome assembly